UGAAUCCAAUCCCUGAGAGAGACAAGCAAGGCUCUCGAGUCUUGUGUCUUCCUGCUAACAAUUAAAGCCCUCCCUUUUAUUAUUAUCAUUUUUUUUUGUGGUUUUGAUUUUUAUUUCCAGUAGGGAGUGUUGCCUCCAAAUUUUAGAAUUCUCAAUCUUGUAAUCUGAAUCAUACAUUCGGCUUUACUCUGAACCCAGCCCUGAAAGCAAUCGUGUAUUCAUCACUUGUCAAAACCCUUGAAAUUCUUCAGAUUGUUCAAGCGCUUCUGUCUCGAACAUCCACAUGGAUCUUCCUCGAGAUAUUGAUCUUUAUCUCAAAGAAUCCAUUGACGAGUCCUUGGGUCUUCCGGUUUCGUUGCACGCUUUAGAAUCGAAACUUCGAGCCUCCGAAGAGUCUCAACGGCUGCUACGCCAGCAGCGCCUUUCUCUACUCUCCAAAUUAAAGGAGAAAGAUCAAAUGAUUGACCGCGUUAAGUCUGAAGCGACUUUGAACGCUCAAGCUCUGAAGAAGUUCGUUGAGGAGAAUCAGAAAUUGGCUUCCGAAUGCGCAAAUCUGUUAAAUCAAUGUCAUAAAUGGGAAAGAGAGUGCUCGCUUUACGAUCGCGACAGAGAAGCGUUGAUGGAAUUUGGAAACGAAGCCGAUGAACGGGCAAAGGAGGCAGAGUUACGAGUACAACAGUUGGAGGAGGAGUUGGGAAAAUUAUUGGAAGAAUUGCAGUACUACAAGCAUGAGUACAAUAUGCCAUCGGAUGGUGCAUCUUCUAAUAGCACGGCAGUGGAAGAGAAUUUACUUGACGCCCUUUUGUCCAAGGUUACAAAUAAAGAUGUCACUUCUGCAUUUACGUUCUUGGAAGCAAACUGUGGAAAUGAAGCCUGUAAUAAAUUGUUAACAAUGUGGAACUGCCUAAAGCCAUCAACACGGAGAGCUUUGUUCCUUGUUGCUGAAGUGAAGUCACUUGAGAAAGAUAAGGAGCAUCUCCGAAUUAACCUCGACAGAGCUGAGGAGGAGGUCAAAUUACUGUCUGAUGAAAAUAACAUAUUGAACAAGGAGAACAAAAGGCUACUGAAGCUGAAGGAAAGGAACCAUCUUGGCUCUGGUGGGAAACAUAGCGGCAGUGCAUCUGCCAAGGUGAGAAACUUUAGAUUAAAGGAAAACAUGCAAAUACACAUCUAUGGCAAUGCCAAUAUUACAUUGCAGCUGCAGUUUCAUUUCAUUUCUUUUUCUAUGCCUAUUUAUUGGAUUUUGCAGUCAAACAAGAGAAAGUCUAGUCCCAAGACAAGUAGCCCAAUUGAGAGAAAGAUUGAUUUCGAGGAUAUAGAUGCGGCGCGAACACCUUUGUCACCGUUACAGACUAACUCUCCUGACUCUAGAAUGCAUAAGAAGUGAUGUGACUUGUAUCAUUGACGGGGUUAAAUGUUUUUUCAGGGUAAAAAAUCUGAUAAUGUUUCCGAUUACUGAUAGAGUUGAUCGAUGUAUAUUUCUUGUAAAAAUGUUGUUGAUCAUUCUUUUUACGGAAUAUUAAUAUUCUUGACAUUUGUAUUUGAACAGUAUAUGCUCAUAGAUUCUGGUGAUCAGUUUAAGUACCAUAAUUUUGUAGCAAGAAGUUUGAAAGAAAUUAUAUUCGCCAUAGAAUCUACAAUGCUGUGGC
This is a messenger RNA of Prosopis cineraria, 1649 nucleotides long. RefSeq lists its product as uncharacterized. The transcript is spliced from 5 exons. The record is from RefSeq and is a predicted model, not a curated record. NCBI's taxonomy places the organism in Eukaryota, Viridiplantae, Streptophyta, Magnoliopsida, Fabales, Fabaceae. The coding region runs from base 284 to 1387 and encodes 367 amino acids.